Molecule: messenger RNA, 171 nt
Organism: Sphaeroforma arctica JP610
Lineage: Eukaryota; Ichthyosporea; Ichthyophonida
Exons: 1
Source: RefSeq, a predicted model, not a curated record
AUAAUCUCAUACCCCCUACCUACACUGUACCACGGGGGGAUACAGAGCUACUACGAUACCUACAGAGCAAUGGGAGAUGCGCAGAUGGCUGGUGGUUACCUGCACGCGUCAUUCCGGACGUUGGCCGAUACGCUGCAAACCAACGAGGCGGAAUCUGGGGGUAAGGUAUGA